GUGGCGGACAUAAAGAAGGCGAACCGCAUUUCGACGGACUCGCAGAUGUUCGCGAUGAAGUUCAUUCGCGUUCCGCUCUCCGCCUCACUCUCCACCUCGCCUCCGCUGCUCUCCCCCACCUCCUGCAACCGUGCCAGUUCCAGUCACGCGGGGAACAGCCAGCAGCGCACAGAGCAGCACGGCACGGGCAGCUCGUCGCCAGCAGCCACCACCAGCGCCGUCAUGGCUGGUGGCAGCGGCAGUGGCAGCGGGGGCGGGGCGGGGUCGCUGUCGGAGGCCAUCCUGCAGCUGGUGUCGGCGCAGGCAGCCGCGGAGCACGCGGAGGCCCACAGCCGCAACCUGGCGGCGGCAGAGGCAGCGGGGCGGGCGCGCGCGUCGACCUUCUUCUUCGUGCAGAUGCGUGAGGCGGAGCAGUACGUGUCCUCCGAGGGCGAGGAGCCCUCUCCCCCCUGCCAGCGCGGCACGUCCCUGUCAGAAGGCGAGGGCGAUGAGGGUUCACGCCGCCUGUCGUGGCUGGGCGGAGGGGUGGGGGGUUUCUACUCUGGUGCCCAGAGCAGAGGCGCCAACAGAAGCACGUGGACUGGGGAAGCCAGACAGACCAACGCACAAGAGUUUGGGUGGGGCUUGGGCGUGGAGGAGGGCGGAGGGGGAACAAGCACUUGGCGGGGGGGAUAUGGUAGUGAGGGGGAAGGGGGGUGGGCGAGUGGGGAGGAGGAGGUGGGAGGCAGAGGGGGUGGGGCGUCUAGACGGCGGCGGACAGAGCAAUCAGCAAGCGGGAGUAGAGCAGGCAGGGACGGGGGAGUGGGAGUGUGGGGGCUCAUGUCAUCAUCAGGGCCGGGGCUGUUCGUCCGGGGUGGGCAGGAGGGGACAGGGUCGCGCACAGCAGCGGCGAAUCUGGGGGCGGCAGCGCGGUGGGGGGGGCGAGUGGUGGAGGACCUGCUGUGGCGCUUCCACAAGUCCACCAGCUUCUCCACCUUUGAGAACGCUGGCCUGCUCAACGCCUCUGCUGUUGCUCCGGGCCUGACGCGCUCUCCUCUGCGCCGCGACCCCAGUGGCAGCCUGAGCACGGGCAUCGACCUGCCCUCCACUCGCAGCUGGUCUCGCCCGUCGUCCGCCGCGGGCGCUGUGGAGGCGGGGGGCAGCGGUGACGGGUCGGUGCUGCUGGGGUGCAGCAUGCCCAUUAAAGGGGGCGAGGGUGGGGUGUGUGACGAUGGCAGUAGCACAGCGGUGGGCGGAUCUGCUGUUUACGGGAGUGUGACACGGCGAGGUGUGAGCAGCAGGAGGGGUAAGGGUGUGCCUGCUGACAUCGUUGGCUGA
Molecule: messenger RNA, 1317 nt
Organism: Closterium sp. Yama58-4
Lineage: Eukaryota; Viridiplantae; Streptophyta; Zygnematophyceae; Desmidiales; Closteriaceae
Source: the annotation of a GenBank genome assembly